AUGGCUAUCUUGGCACCAGUGGUCACCUUGGAACCAAUGGUGACACCAGAAGACAUCAUUUUGAUGCAGCAGGAAGCAGUGUUCACUCCAGCUCAGUCUCAGUCUGUCUUCAGUUCCGCCACUCAGCUCAACGUUCUUCACUCCAGCAACUCAGUUCCACGUUCUCCAGCUCUCGGUUCCACGUUCUUCAGUUCCGCCACUCAGCUCAACGUUCUUCACUCCAGCAACUCAGUUCCACGUUCUCCAGCUCUCGGUUCCACGUUCUUCAGUUCCGCCACUCAGCUCAACGUUCUUCACUCCAGCAACUCAGUUCCACGUUCUCCAGCUCUCGGUUCCACGUUCUUCAGUUCCGCCACUCAGCUCAACGUUCUUCACUCCAGCAACUCAGUUCCACGUUCUCCAGCUCUCGGUUCCACGUUCUUCAGUUCCGCCACUCAGCUCAACGAUCUUCAACUCUGCACUCAGCUCCACGGUCUUCAGCUCUGCAACCCCGCUUCACGAUCUUCAGCUCUGCUACCCCGCUCCACGAUCUUCAGCUCAGCAACUCAGCUCCACGGUCUUCAGCUCUGCAACCACGCUCCACGAUCUUCAGCUCAGCAACUCAGCUCCACGGUCUUCAGCUCUGCAACCCCGCUUCACGAUCUUCAGCUCUGCAACCCCGCUCCACGAUCUUCAGCUCAGCAACUCCGCUCCACGGUCUUCAGCUCUGUAACUCUGCUCAACGCGUUCAAGUCCUUCGCUCCCGAGUCAGUCUCCCCGUGUUCCUCCUGCUAGCCAGCUUCCGCACCCUUCACCUCCGUCCAUAAAGACUCUGGUUCCUCUCAUCAUUCACCCAUCAUUCUGUACAA
Messenger RNA from Fundulus heteroclitus (mummichog), 848 nucleotides. RefSeq lists its product as uncharacterized. Lineage: Eukaryota; Metazoa; Chordata; Actinopteri; Cyprinodontiformes; Fundulidae. The record is from RefSeq and is a predicted model, not a curated record. The transcript is spliced from 3 exons. The coding region runs from base 1 to 774 and encodes 257 amino acids.